This is a messenger RNA of Gadus macrocephalus (Pacific cod), 2412 nucleotides long. Its product is annotated as leucine-rich repeat-containing protein 30-like. Bases 367 to 1284 code for a protein of 305 amino acids. NCBI's taxonomy places the organism in Eukaryota, Metazoa, Chordata, Actinopteri, Gadiformes, Gadidae. The transcript has a single exon. The record is from RefSeq and is a predicted model, not a curated record. Gene Ontology annotation, molecular function: protein binding.
GACUUUCGGUCCCACCGGGAAGUGACAGGACCAGCUGCAGAGUGAAAUCCAGUAAGGCAGGCACUCGGUUGGGGGACCCAGACUUCAUUCCCCGAGCAGUGCUCUGUUACAGCGCGACUGUAACAGCUCUCUCUCACACCGAGAGCAGAACACCAGAGAAACCACUACCAAAACAGCCUGACAGCAACGCCCGGAUAACAACCCAACAUUGGCAUUGCCAUGCCUACCACCAGGCCUCGAUCCCGAUCCCCAGAGAGCAAUAGGCAGCCAUUACCAUCAGCGAAUCACUCGGUGCUCUGAGUGCCGGCCAUUGACCAACAGCUGCCAACUUAUUUCAGUAGACGCUCUCUCACCUUUGGACGAGCCAUGGGCGGGCGUCAUUCCCGCAGUUUCUCCAAAGAGGAGCUGAGCGAGGUGAGCACAAGCCACGGCCGGCGGAGCGCGAGCGUGAGGGACGACCACAACGGGAGCAACGGCGGAGGACUGUCCUCGGCCGCCGAGAGGUUCCGCAAGCAGACCACGGUGCGCUUCGGCUACUGCACCCUGAGCCUGGCCAUGCGGGGGCUGGACGACCCCCCCAUGGAGCUCUGGGAGCUGCGGGAGCUGGAGAAGCUCAACCUGUCCAUCAACUGCCUGCGGAGCCUGCCCCCCGCGCUGGGCGGCAUGGACAACCUGGUGGUGCUCAACCUGUGGGGCAACAACCUGGCCAGCCUGCCGCCCGAGAUCGGCCAGCUGAAGAAGCUGCGGGUGCUCUUCGCCUACCGCAACUGCCUGAGCGAGGUGCCGGAGGAGCUGGGCUCCUGCAGCAGCCUGGAGGUGCUCAGCCUGGCCGACAACCGGAUCACGGCGCUGCCGGAGAGCUUGGCCUCCAUGCGCAACCUGACCAAGCUGAACCUGAGCAACAACCGCAUGGUCCACAUCCCCACCUGCGUCUACAGCAUGAAGGGCCUGGUCUUCCUCCACCUGGCCUGCAACCGGCUUGAGGUCAUCGCCGACCAGAUCCAGGACCUGGUCAACCUGAAGAUCCUCAUCGUGGAGGGGAACAGCCUCCACUCGCUGCCAAAGACCCUGUGCUUCCUGGAGUCCUUGGAGCUCCUCAACGUGGACUUCAACGACCUGCAGAGCGUGCCCGGGGAGAUGUACCUGAUGAGCGGGCUGAGGAAGCUGGCCUGCCACCCACUUGAUAAGGGUCUGCACAUCAUCCACAACCCCCUGGUCAAGCCCAUUAAGGAAGUGCUGCAGGGAGGCCUCAGUGCCUUGUAUAACUACCUCAAACCCUCUUGAUGGGACCCAGGCAGCCAUGGGAACAUGUGUGUGUGGGCGGGAGUGUGUAGUGCUAGUAUGUGUGUGUGUUGUGGUAGUGUCUGUGAGUUUAUCAGUCUGUGUGUGUGUGUGUGUGUGUGUGUGUGUGUGUGUGUGUGUGUGUGUGUGUGUGUGUGUGUGUGUGUGUGUGUGUGUGUUGUGGUAGUGUCUGUGAGUUUAUCAGUCUGUGUGUGUGUGUGUGUGUGUGUGUGUGUGUGUGUGUGUGUGUGUGUGUGUGUGUGUGUGUGUGUGUGUGUGUGUGUGUGUGUGUGUGUGUGUUGUGCAAGUGUUGGUGACUUUAUCAGUGUGUGUGUGUGUGUGUGCGUGUGUGUGUGUGUGUGUGUGUGUGUGUGUGUGUGUGUGUGUGUGUGUGUGUGUGUGUGUGUUGUGGUAGUGUCUGUGAGUUUAUCAGUGUGUGUGUGUGUGUGUGUGUGUGUGUGUGUGUGUGCGUGUGUGUGUGUUGUGGUAGUGUCUGUGAGUUUAUCAGUGUGUGUGUGUGUGUGUGUGUGUGUGUUUGUGUUUGUGUGCGUGUGUGUGUGUGUGUGUGUGGUGUGCCAGUGUGGGUGACUUUAUCAGUGUGCGUUGGUGUGUGUGCUAGUGUGUGUAAGUUGAUCACUCUGUUUGCGUGUUUGUGUAUGCGUGGUGUAAUUAUGAUCAUGGUCUUCCCUUACUGACUCAGAGCAGGUGGUACACAUGCUGUGCAGUGCUCUGAUGCCAUGGGGGCCCAUCUGACGGGAUAAACCUUGGAGACACUGCGGCCCAGAUAAACGUUACUGCACACUCACACCGUGCCAGAAGAGGUUUUAUGGGGACGCCUGAUCUCACACCUCCUCGGUUUUGGAGUAAGACGAGGGAGAUGAUGUUCUCUGGCUUUGUGCCUGAGGAAUAUGAAAUUAACCGUCGGUCAUAUUGGUUUACCAAACUAUAAAUUCCUUCUGGGUAAAGUGGUUAAAGCCACAACCAAGGACACUGGGGGGAACUUUUAAUUUCCCAGGUAAAGGAUUUAGACAUGGAUACCUUGCUGGAUGAACAUUAUUGUUGACACCCACCAUGGAAGACAGAGAUGCACCACUGGGGUUCAGUUCACUCUCCAGCUGAUCCCCUCCUUGU